AUGGCUUUGCUUCCCAACAUAACUGAAGAACUACAAGACACCAUCGCGGGCCUCGACUGGUCGAGCGACAAUGAACCCUCACUGCCUCAACUUGGACAACCUGAUAUCCGCCAGAUACCUUGGCGUUCUGGCUUCGACAGUGUGGUCGCUCAAGUAAUAGACCAGGCAAGCCCUCUGCUCAAGGAGCAUGAGCCGAAGCCCAUGAAUUAUGUCCCAACUGCUCUAUUAAUUCAAACUGGAGGGUUGCUUGACUCGAGGGCCCGUUUUAGCAUCAUCGUCAAGCGGGAUAAAGAGACUGCGGUCGAUUUGAGACAACAAGGCCAGCACUUUACUACCACUUUGCCUCAGGUGUCCAUCCUUGACCAACACGUAGGAUUAGCCAAGGCAGAAUCUCAAAACGGUUUGCUUUGCUUGUGGAUACGAUGCUAUCUGAAGGAGCAAUAUAUAGAGAAGUUCGGACCGGAAAGCUGGUCAGAUAAGAAAUGCUAG
Truncatella angustata is the source of this 489-nucleotide messenger RNA. RefSeq lists its product as uncharacterized. Bases 1 to 489 code for a protein of 162 amino acids. The record is from RefSeq and is a predicted model, not a curated record. Lineage: Eukaryota; Fungi; Ascomycota; Sordariomycetes; Amphisphaeriales; Sporocadaceae. The transcript is spliced from 2 exons.